AUGGCGAUAUGGCCCUUUAGUCGCAAGAGCAAGCGGCACACCAUCCAAGUGACCGGUGCCGAAGCUGCCGACCUUCACUCCUCGUUUGUCGAGCCUACCAUGGAACCCACAUUAGGUCGCAAACAAUCCAAACGCCAAACCAACCGCACGUCACGAGCGGAUGCUGCAGACAGCCGGCGCAGCUCAGCCCUCGUGCCUUCAAAUCGACCUAUCUCAUCACUAGACCGCCUUGCCGAUCAUCCACGGGACCCUCCGCCACGUGACCAUACACUCUCCAGAACAGGUUCGCUGUUGAGGCGGAAACCAAGCCAAAAUGCACAUGUCCCGAAUAAAUUACGACGCAAGCUGAGCAAGCGCAAGGCAAACGAGAUCAUGCGCGAGCGUGAGAUCCGUAUGCUCUCGUCCACUCCCAUCGAUAUCCCCCAUCGACCGACUGAUUAUGUACUGGAAACUCGCCGCCGAAAGGCAAAUGGUAGGCGUGCCGACCGGUAUAUGUCUGACAUCAGCCUCUCCAUCCGUGACUCCGCCACCUCCUCCACGUCUGACAUCUCCGACCCAUACACCUACAAGGUGAACGCUUUUGCUGCCUUGACCCCACGCCCCGUCGUUCGUUACGUCGAAGCCCCUCGCCUGCAGACCGCCAGAAGUAAUAACCCGCCCGCUUCUAGCCGGCAAGAGAGAGAGAGGCUCCAGGCUAUGACCAUGUCUGAGGAAGAUUUCUACUAUUCUAAGCGACGAGUGAAUGAGCUCGCUGAUUCUUUAGAUGCCGGGGCUUUGAGAGAGCUGUUGGAUCGCGACCGUCGCCGCCGGGAGAAGAAGCAGGUCGACGACCAGGAAAGGUUGCGGCGUAAGCUGCAGGAGAGGGCUGAUGCUCAGCAGGCGGAGGAACAAAAACUCCAGGCCGCCACCCACGCCGAGCCCCAACCCGAACCCGAAAUCGCCCAACCAGAACCGUCCGUCGCUGAAGUUGCCGAACCUGAGGACGUUGUCCUGAGCGACGAGACCAUCGUUCCUCAUGUUGAAGAACCGACGGCUGUCGCACCGGAGAAUGAAUCGUGGCCGCCGCUAGCUUCCAAGGGUAGUGAGAACACUGGACGCGAAUCCAGGGAAAGCUCUCGCGUAGUUGGAACCAUCGAUGAUAGUUCCGUUCGUGAGCGAAGAUUGGUUCAACGUCCUAGCUUCGCCCCAUCAAAUGAUAUUACCAUGUCCCGGACUACCCUUUCUCCGUCUCAUUCGUCACUUCGACAUGGGCGAAAUAGCCCAAGCCAGUCACAAAUCUGUGCGCCUAGCUCCGCAUCGGACAUCUCUAGAGGGGUUGACUCAGAACGCCGACUUUCCGACACCAGUGGUCGUCGGGGGAAUACUAUCACCUCUCUGUUCCGGCGUGGUUCUUCUCGUCUCAAGCGGACAUAUAAAGAGCGAUUCCACGACACCACCCCCGAAGUUUCCAACGCAUCGCAUGAAUCGUUCUACAAAAUUCAGACCCAGUCAUCACCUCCCCCGCCCUCAAUCAUCCCUCCGAGAAUUCCAAUGCCCACGGGAACCGUGAAGCGCUCUCAAUCCAAGUUCACUGAACACUUUGGCGACGAACCCCUGUCGCCUCCUGAUUCCCGCUUACAGUCGCCAGAUAUCCCGGAGGAAGUUCUGGAGUCCUCUCUCGAAAGGGAUGAGACUUUCUUGCACGAACCAACACCUAGCCCCGGCAUGGACAUCAAAAACCCGAACCGAAGCCAUCAUCGGUCAUGGGCUUCAGAUAGUAUGGACAUUGAUGCCGAUAACGUACCACUUUCCCAAUCUUUGGCUUCAAUCGAUUCUGAGGGAUCUUGGAUGUCCGGUCAGUUUUUCCGUCGGAUGUCACAAAAGCCCAGCAGUCCUGUUCGAUCGAAUUUGAACUCAUUUGGCCGAGACUCGGUGGAGUCCCCCGCAGAUGCCCCCGAAGAGGUUGAAUCACUUGAUGAGUCCCGCCGUCUUAGUAGCAAUGUUCUUGGUGAGCCGGAGCUCGAACCGGAAGCCACAGACAGCUCGGCAAGCAACCCCGCUGAAAGAUGGCAUAACGAGGUCGGUCGCCGUGCUGUUCUGGUGAACCCGGUGGUCCGUCCCAAGUCUACACAAGGGUUGCUUAGAGGAUUCCCUUCUUUGACCCCCAUCUCCGCAGAAGAGGAUUACAUCAUGGAGGAGACAACUCCGGAACUGCGGCGGAUCCCCAGCGCGAAAGCCGAGAUUGGUUAUGCCGAAUAG
Penicillium hordei is the source of this 2238-nucleotide messenger RNA. RefSeq lists its product as uncharacterized. The transcript has a single exon. The record is from RefSeq and is a predicted model, not a curated record. NCBI's taxonomy places the organism in Eukaryota, Fungi, Ascomycota, Eurotiomycetes, Eurotiales, Aspergillaceae. Bases 1 to 2238 code for a protein of 745 amino acids.